UAGUUCAGUUACCGCACAUGAUUACGAGGACGGGGCGGACAGUAAUUUUUCUCUCAAAAAACCUGGAAUCUUCAUUCUGAUUGUGGGAGACUUUGAGAAAUCAACAUGGCUGAGAAGCCAGUUAAGAUCGGGUCAAAGGUCGAGAUUACUGGCAAGGGACUCCAUGGGAAGGUUGCCUUUGUUGGUGUGACGGCCUUUGCAACCGGGAAAUGGAUUGGUGUAGUCUUGGACGAUGCCAAAGGGAAGAACAAUGGAGUCGUUCAGGGAAAGAAGUACUUCAAUUGUCCGGACAACUAUGGCAUCUUUGUACGCCAGUCUCAGAUUACUGUGGAAGAGUCUCCCCCAGGAAGUGGAGUGGUCUCCCCAGGGACCACCUCUCCCGUCCCAACAUCGAUCCCUCGAGCCAGUGCACCAAAAACAGAGAAGUCACCGCUUGUGAAGAAACAACCCCCAAGUCCGUCGCAAAAGUCUGGCGAACAGAAAACACCUUUGGAAAAAAGUUUGCCUGUACGUCGUUUACUCAAAUUCAACCCUGCACGAAGACCCUCUGAUGGCUUGCCUAGACCUCGUGUGGAGAGUCCAGCUGUUGAACCAGCUGCUGCUCCUCCCUCACGUUUGCCUCACCCAUCUGCUAAGCCGGUCAGUAUUGAUGACAAAUUGAGUGAGUUACAAAGCUCUGAGCAGGUGUCGUCUUACAAGGCAGAGGUACAGGAUCUUAAAGAGAAGCUUGAGACGCUGAGAAUUAAACGAGCUGAAGAUAAGAUGCGUCUUAAAGAUGCAGAGAAGGUUAAGAUUCAACUAGCUCAGUUGUCUGAAUUCAAAGCCAGGAUGAUUGAAGCAAAAAAUGAUUUGGAGAGACAGCUGCAAGAGGCCAAGAAGGAGGCUCGUGAAUCAACAGAGGCGAGAGAACGUUAUCAGGAAGAAAUGUCUGAAGUUGCAGAAACCAUUGAAAUGGCAACACUGGACAAAGAAAUGGCAGAGGAAAAGUGUGACUCACUACAAGUGGAAGUUGACACUCUGAAGGAGAGAGUUGAAGAAUUGACCCUUGACCUUGAGCUGCUGAGGGGAGAAAUUGAACAAGGAGGUACUGAUGGAGCUUCAACCAAUUAUCAGAUCAAGCAGAUGGAACAACAGAAUGCCAGAUUGAAAGAAGCUUUGGUCAAGCUGCGAGAUUUGUCUAACGCUGAGAAACACGAGCAUCAGAAAGCCUUGAAGGAUAAAGAUAAGAUUGUUGCUGAACUGAAAGAAACUAAAGGCCAGAAAGACAGCGCUAAUAAAGCUCUCAAGGAAGCCGAGAACCAAAUCAUUGAGCUUAAGGAACAGGUGGAUGCUGCUCUGGGUGCUGAAGGAAUGGUAGAAACGUUGACUGAUAAGAACUUGGAGCUAGAAGAAAGAGUUGAAGAUUUGCAGACUACAGUCACAGAUCUGGAAGCUUUGUCUGACAUGAAUGAGGAGCUUCAGGAGAAUGCUCGAGAGACUGAGAUGGAGCUGAGAGAGGAGAUUGAUAUGCAGCGUAGUAAGGUGGUGGAGUACCAGCGUCGUAUUGGAGGGAUGCAGGACACAGCCAAUGAUUACCAGGAAACUAUCGCUAAGUUCCGUCAGCUGACGGCUUCUCUACAGGAGAAGAAUCGCGACCUCGUUAGCCAGCAAACAGAUUCUUCUGAAUCCCCAGACACACUGGCUGACAUCCCGACUUAUGAUUUCAAGGCUAAAUUCCUGGAGACAAAGGCACAAGCUAAGGCCAUAGAGACUGAUUUAUUCAAGCUGCGUAUUGAUCAAGCAAAUCAGCAUGUUGAUCAUCUAUGUGCUUUUAUGCCGGAUCAAUUCUUGCGUCGUGGAGGUGAUCAUGAUUGUGUGCAGGUACUACUCUUCAUUGGGAGGAUGUUAUCCAAGGCUGAUCUUCUUGUCAGCCAACUUAAAGAAAAGGCCGAUAUUCCUGAGUCAAUGUCUCGUGAGGACGUACUCCGUAACAACAAGGGAGAACAACUCUCCUUCACUAACUUUGUCAUCUUCACCAUCGCUCAGCUUCAGACUAUCCUCAACAAGUACCAGAUAUCACUGACUUCAUGUAAUGUGGCUCUGUUCUGUAAGAUUGGUACCCUGUAUCCUGAAAUGUCUCCACAUGAGACUGCAUUGGAUCAUCUGAUUGAUCUGCUGCGUAAAGAUCAGCUCGAUGAGACAACAUCCCUGGACUUCUUGAUGAAAGCCAUCGGAUUCUUCACUCAUCUCUAUAGCGUUCAUCUGUCUCAAGAAACUCUAGAUCAAACUUCCUUUAUGGCUGAUACCGUCAGGCUGGUUACCUCUGGGACUGAUAUGGUGGCAUUGGAGAUCAAGAAACUACGAGUUCUCAUGCAGGCGAUGCAGGAAACCAGUGAUUUCUCUAUUCUCCUGAAGGAUCUGGAGGGUACCAACACAGACCUGAAGACAUUCGCUCGCAUGAUUCGACGUCGUUUACCCCAAGCUGAAGGAAGUGAUGGUCCUACCCCUGGACCUCAAGCUCUUGUGUAUACUGCAGAUAUUCAAGCUUCUUUGUCUGAGUGUAGUGAUCAUCUCGUCACCCUAAUCGGAGGAAUGAGAGAGCUUGGACAAGGAGCUAUGAAGGCGGCUGGCUCAUUGGCAGACACACCAGAGAAAGAGAAGAAAUCCAAGGAAGGAAAGAAAGAUGCUGAUGGUAUACCUGCUAUGCGGUUGGAGGAGAUUGCGGAGAGGGCUUCAGACUUGGCUUACGGCAAACAAGAUAAAGGACCCUACCAGAGCUUCAGAGAGUCUUUGGUGAAAUCGAUGGUCAUCAUGAGUAAGAUCAGCAAAGCUGUACAGGAAGGAGAAUAUGACUCCAAUGUACCUCCAGAUAAGGUGCAACCUCCAAUAGCUAGACGAGCCGCUAAGGUCAAGUCGGAGAUCUGUGAUUCGGAAGGUCUUGGCCACAAGUUGGAACUAAAGGAGAGUGAGUUGAAGGAGCUGAAGAGACAGCUGAAAUUAAAGCAAGAGGAAGUCAGCGCCAAUGCAGUACGUCUUGGACUCGUUGAGAAGAAAUUAGAAAAUGCUAGCCGAGACGGAGAAGAUAAAGUCAGAAAAGUUGAGCGUGAAUUAUCGGCACAGCAGGAGGUACUCAAGAAGAAAGAAAAGGAGUUUGACGAUACUUUGGAUCACAUGCAGUCGGACAUUGACGUCUUGGAAAGAGAGAAGCUGGAACUGAAACAGCGCCUGACUCAAGUCUCUAAGAAAGCGUUGUUUGAGAGUUUGACAAGUAAGACAGCUCCCUCUGGAAUUGCAGCAGUAGUAGCGGGAGGUGCUAGCGGUAAUCAAGGUGGUACAUCACCAACUAGUCCCACUGGUGGAGGUGCACCUCUUGGCAGCCAUGUCGUUAUUAAAGACUCGCCACUACUUGUGCAACAGAUUGAUUCAUUGAGGCAAGCCCUAGGAAAGGUCAAGGGAGAGAAUACAAGACUGAAAUCUGCUGAAAUGAAGAAAGUGAUGGACACCCUGAAACCUUUGAAUGUACCAAAGAAACCAACAGGUCUUGCCAGUCCAACAGGCUUUAUUGCCCUUGUACCAACUGCUGAAACUGGGACAACAGAAGGCGCUGUUACACCAGCCGCUACUAUGGAGCCUCAGAAAGACGUCGUUGUGCUCGCUCGGAGAACUCGCAAGUUACUUCAUGAGUUGCAUCUACUAAGUGCAAAUCCAAGAGUAAUAGACAUCACUCAGCGUAAACCGGGCGUGGUCCCAGCCAUUACUAAAGCCACACCCAUUCAUCAGCUCGUCGAUAAGAUGGCUAAGGUUCACCAAUUCAACGCCAGUAUCACUCAGCUCCAGACUGAGGUACAGAGCGUAGUGUCCAGCCAACGUCCUGGUGCCAAGGCUAAGAGUGACUUCUCUGUCUUUCCAUCAACGGACUUCUCCAAGGCUCAGAGUGAGAAAACAGAAUUCGCCUCUAUUGGUACUCUGUCCAUUCCUAUCAUUGGUGACCAGAAGCCUUGUAGCUACGCAGUCAGUCUACGUCAUGAUCAGCUUCAGAAAGUUCACACUCAGCUAAUAGCCUGAUACGACGGUGAAUCCCUCGUCGGUGAAUCCCUCAGAAUCAUCGGUAGCUGUGGCAAGUAGUGCUUUCUUAAUCAUUAAAGGGUCUAUGUAACUUUUGUAGGACAAAAAACACAAUGUCCACAGAUUUACACUAAACUUACACA
Molecule: messenger RNA, 4187 nt
Organism: Asterias rubens (European starfish)
Lineage: Eukaryota; Metazoa; Echinodermata; Asteroidea; Forcipulatida; Asteriidae
Product: dynactin subunit 1-like
Exons: 37
Coding region: 106-4044 (1312 amino acids)
Biological process (GO): establishment of mitotic spindle orientation; nuclear migration
Cellular component (GO): kinetochore; axon; spindle pole
Source: RefSeq, a predicted model, not a curated record